Kockovaella imperatae is the source of this 2101-nucleotide messenger RNA. RefSeq lists its product as hypothetical. Lineage: Eukaryota; Fungi; Basidiomycota; Tremellomycetes; Tremellales; Cuniculitremaceae. The record is from RefSeq and is a predicted model, not a curated record. The coding region runs from base 108 to 2018 and encodes 636 amino acids. The transcript has 5 exons.
GCCUCACUCUUUCGUCACUCCAACUUCUUUCUUCCAUCUCUGCUCACUAUACCUUGCUACUGAAAAUCUUCGAGUUCACUUCGAUACCUCUGAAUCGACCAUAGCAGAUGUUCUCACCAACUGGACUACCCUUCUUUCGAAGACCCCAGCACACAAGGCACACCACCGCACCUGCCUCGUCACUCGCUCUUCAGCGUUCCAUGCUCGGUACGACCACUACCUAUAACCUUGAGCCUUCGCCUCGUAGUUCUCGGUUUGAUCUUACCAGAGCUCCGUCAAGUGCCAGAAUGGAAAGGACGAUUUCCAUCCAGUCCUUCGAGACCAUGACAAGUCGAGUAGUCGAAGGAGGCACAAUGGGUACUGGGUAUUCUGACUCGCCCGGAUCACCCAAUAUGACUUCCUGGGUCCAGCGAAGCUUUGAUUCGAUGAACCUAGCAGAUGACGAAGCAGCAGUCCCAUUCAUCCCUUCUGAGCAAGUCCAUCCCCCAGCUCCGAGGAGACUGCCUCGAGAGGUUUAUCAGAGACUCGUUGUUCUCAGUGAGAAGAGUCGAUUCGAUGGCCGCGAGCGCCCUCUCUCCGCCGUAUCUCUUCCUUCCAGCCGGAUGAAUUCUUCUCGAGCUGGCGGGGCUCUGGGAGAAAAUGCAUUGGAGAUGCUUCCCCUGUCGCCAUUCUCCUUUGGUCCAGUCAUGGAGUCCUCCCUCACUACGACUCCUGUGACCUCGCCGCGAACUCAGAACGGCGACCAUUUGAACUUGGGCCAGACCGGCAUCUUCAACGUCCUCCCUUCCCAGCACCCCUUUGCAACUUCGCUGCCUGCUCCUCCACCGGCCCAGCCUCUUCAACUUCGAGAACCUACAGGUAAAAACGUGGAUCGAGACAAACCUCUGCCACCGCUGCCUCCGUCGUCCGUUUCCGCUUUUCCUUCAGACCGGUACACAGACAAGCUUCUGAAAGGACUAGCUUCGAAUGAGUUGAUGACCACAGAUGAUAUUCAGCAUGGCUCCUUCCCUCCGAAGAGGUUGGUCUCCACAUGUGAUGAAAGUCAAAGCUUUUUGUCAUUCGGUACCAAUUCGCCGGUCACGCCUCAUCGAUCUGCGCAACACGACGCUGCCUCUGAUGAAUGCAAAAGCAGAGGAAAUUCCUCGGAGGACGACGCAUCACUGUCCAAGAAAGAGGACUCUGCACUCUCUCCUCUGCCAAAACCUCCUCGACCUUCAAGGCAUCUGCGACCGCCCCCUCCAACCCCUUCAUCUUCUCAAGCGACGGAGGGCAUGACCGGAAUAGUGGCGGCAUCGGUGUCAAUGGAGCGAUCACCAAUUGGAGGUCACGUUCUCGACAUGCCAACCACUGCUAGAGACUCAUCAGACACUGUACGUCGAACAGCUGUCCAACGACCUGUUCCUACGGGCAGAGCUGUCAGUCUCGAAGAUGAACUUUUCCCCACUUGUCUUCCAUCAUUUCACUCGAGAUCCAGCGUGAAUGUGGCGGUGGGCACUCAACCUCUUUCCAGUUCCGAGAGCCUUGUCUCAGACUCCUCACCUGCUGUUCAAAGCCGGUUCACGCGACUGGCCAAUGCAAGCCGACUGACUUUGAGCGAUAUUGCUCAACCUCUUGGGAACAUGUUCAGAGGACUCAAGAGGCGAUCCCCUCCAACAGAGGCCGCCGAGUCGCGAGACGCCACGAAUCGGGGACAAACUGGCGAGACACUAUCCACCCGUCCCGCCCCUGUCAUUCGAAGACCCACAUUGCCGAUCUACAAACGUAGAUCCCAGGUGGUAUACAAGGAUGGUUAUGAGCCUCAAGAGCACUUCGCCUCCAUCCCUCGACCAGAAACCCCAGUUGGUCCUGUGAAUCCUACGUACGAGCAACGGAUUCUCAACGAGAUGUACCUGAACUCUCGCAGGAACAUUGAGGAUGAGGACAGUGAGCGGGAUGUCAAGCGAGGAAAAACAAUGAGGGGACAGCUCAAAAAGAGGAUGGACAAGAUCCGCUGCAAACAGCCUCAAGGCAUGUGGUGAUAGUCUGUCCACUUCAGAUCUUCAGCGCGCGCGCUGUUUGUGCAAGUAUCGAGAUCAGAAACAAACGCAUGUAUGUAAAGAUA